AUGACUAUAGUCCAAAGGGUUUAUGUUGGGAAUGUCGUUGAGGAUCACGUCGACACUUUGGUCGAGUUGAAACCGCGUUUCGACCGUUUUGGACGCUGUCUGUCUGAGACUUUCGAGAGCCAUGGUCAUUUCGCUUAUAUUACCAUGGAAUUUACCGAUGAGAGCGCAUUUCUGAAACUUAAGAACAGUCUCAACGGGGUGAGGUUCAAGCGUAAUGUGCUUCGGAUAGAUCUGGCAAAACCUAGCUGGCGAGAACAACGGGAAUCCGAGCAAGAAGACGAAAAUCGAAUCAAUGCUGAGAAACAAAAACAACUGUUGAAGCAGCAAUGGGAGUACCACAAGAAAAUCGAAAACAUCCAAAUGAACUGGAUCGACCGACAGCAAACUAUCCAGGGCAGAAUGCGUGAAAGCGUGAGACCAAAAUCGCAACUGCGAAAUGCCACUUUUCGAAUUUUGCAGGAUGGCCGCUUGAAAGUUUACAAGUGCUUCAAAAAUAAGCUGUGGGGUUACGAACGUAACAAACAGCCGCGUGAUCUUGUUGCCCGGUUCACAGAUCGUCGCCAUUGGAGAGAUGGCAACGAUCAUAUCGUCGAUAAGCUCGACUACUCUCGUGCGUCUUCGUGGAGCAAGCACCAACGGCCAGAAGAACUACUUCGAAGCCGUGACAGCGGCUCUACAGAUCGUGAAGAUCAGGAGGUUCCGCUUGACAAGACACGCGACGUUUUAGACGACAUCCUGGGCGGCUUCGACUUCGAUAAACCUAUGGUGCUCCAAGAAAACGAGGACGAAGAUAUAAGCGAUUCGUCUGAUUAUGAAUUCAGCGCACUCUAUCGCGAUGCGGCACGCGAGAAGGUCCUACAACCGACAGAUCAGCAAAAAGAUAUACCGAAAACUGAGGAAACGCCCGCAGAACCAGAGAGCCAGGCAAAGGAGGAGUUCACUUUCAAUUUCGAAGGAAAAAAGGGCAUGAACAAUGAACUCGUUCCGACAUUUGGCAUUGAGCCUUCAAAUCCUGAAACUAACAACACUGAGAAUCUACGGUCAUUGUUCAAUCCUGAAGAUGCGGAAACAGCGAAUUUUAAAUUAAUGCGGGAACCGAACGAAGAUAUCGAUGUUAAUAAAGCAGUUCACGAGCCCGAAGCACCGGCUCGGUCUGUUUUCGAAGACAUAGCUGUCGAGUCACAGAAUAUCGAGUCCCAAAACACGACGAAAGGUCUUUUCUUCCCCCACUUUGCAUCGCCCUUCUUGCAUUCUCAGUCUCAACUGGCUAAACUCAAGACCUCGAAUGAGCUUGAUAAACUGUUUGCAGAUUGGGAUAAUGAGUUCUGGGAAAACCGCGCCACUUGGACUAAAGAGAUGAAACGUAGAAAGAGAGACGCCGUAAGGCAGUACCGUAAGAAAAACUCGAAGUCUAAUGGGAAUGGACUUCUGGUGUAG
Molecule: messenger RNA, 1437 nt
Organism: Lachancea meyersii CBS 8951
Lineage: Eukaryota; Fungi; Ascomycota; Saccharomycetes; Saccharomycetales; Saccharomycetaceae
Source: the annotation of a GenBank genome assembly